Suillus subaureus is the source of this 351-nucleotide messenger RNA. RefSeq lists its product as uncharacterized. The record is from RefSeq and is a predicted model, not a curated record. The transcript is spliced from 4 exons. Bases 1 to 351 code for a protein of 116 amino acids. Lineage: Eukaryota; Fungi; Basidiomycota; Agaricomycetes; Boletales; Suillaceae.
AUGUCAAGGCGUCCGACUGCGUAUUGGGGUCCAGCAUCUAUGGUGCGCGGAAAUCACUUCCGCGUGAAGGUUGGCCCACCAUCCCUGGCUCAGAACAUUAGGAAAGUUGUGGAAGAUGAGAAACGCGCUGUAGGGCGCGUUAGUCAUGACGUCUGGGAGCUCUAUGUGAAGUCGUUUGGCGCCCAUGGGUACUGGGCAUGGUUGUUAUUCAUUCUCGUGUUGGUUGCUCUCUGUCCUAUCGCAGAGAACUGGUGGCUUAAGAUAUGGUCGGGAUCAAGCACAGAAAAGGCCAAGGCUAAAGGACCGGUGUAUUACGUUGUCAUUUAUGCUGCAAUAAGCACGGCUCUAUAA